CAUAAAUUAAGUGGUGGAAGCGGAGGCGAUGAUGGGGUCACAAGCUUCGGAGGGGAUGAUCAUCACACGACGCUAGGAUAGCAGCAGCCAAGCAGAAUUCGUGCCCGGAGAGGAGGAGACGACUAGGGAUUCAUUGCCGGAGAGAGGUGGAGGAGGAGGAGGGGAAUCUCUGAUCGAUCCUUGGGGGUUUGGUGGAGAAGAGGGGGAGGUGGUGGAAGUGUGGGAGGUGUGAGAGGGAUUUGAGACGUGAAUGAGUUGUCGAUCGAUCGGAUUCAGGGGUGAUCGCUGCUCAGAAGGAAGCAGAUGGAGGGGUAGGGUUUCACAGGGGUGAAUAAACAGCUUUUUGGACAGGCUCCGAGCUCCAAGUUGCGGUUUUGGGAUAUGGAUGCGUGAUGAGGAGAAAUUGCUGCUUUGAUCUGCCUGUCCUUGAGUUUUAGCUCUCUGUUAGGGGGGACGUUUUCCAGUUGAUUGGAUAUAGGGGAAUGAUUAUCAGAACCAGACAUUUGCAGAGGAACAUAACGACAGUGAUCUGAUUCAAUGAUUCGUUUCUGUUCAUGUAGCAGGGGAUCUGCCACUCCUGUCCAACUUCCCAAUUAUCGAGCUAGUUCAAAGGUGUGCAAAGGUUGUGGUGGCAAAUUAUUGGUUGAGAGGCAAGGAGCCAUUUCAGAGAGUAUGCUGAGCACUGUUGGAAUGCAACUCUCAAGAGUAAUUGAUCCUAAUUUAAACUGGAAGGUUUGCCCUAAAGGUAGACAGAGGGCUCUGAGACGAGCUAGAACUUGUUUCAAUGUGAUCAAUCAUUGCAAAAUCUCUGCCAAAAGUUCAAAAGGAGUUGAUGAACUCACCAAUAACGACAGGCCGAAGAUAGGACACCUACCAGUAUCUGAGUCUGAGAAGCUUGGUGUGAGUAUUCUGGGACGGCGCUUUAGUGAAACACCAGAGACCGUUCCUUUUAAGAAAAGGAAAGUUCCAUUAGUUCGUUCUCCAUCACCCCCAGCUGAAUCACGCCAUUACUUAUCUGAUCCUGAUCGCAUUUUAGAGAUUAGAUCGUCAUAUUGUAAGGCUGAACCAAAUGCAACACAGCAAAGUUUGGAAACUGUUUCUGGGUUCGGGAUGGAGUCGGAUCUGCAAGACAUUGCCACAUAUGAAGUCAUCAAGUCAGAUAUUGAUUUGAAGAAUGUAGAUUUUUCUGGCAUAUCACUCUUGGCAGCAGCUGCUUGUGACAGCAACUUGGGAGAUGGCGGAAGAGAUGUGGAAGAUUCGAUUGCCAUGACACAUGCUUCUGGAGAUGAAGGGUUUGUAGUACUUCCUGUGAUUGCUGAUCAACAUCCUGAAUCUGCAUUAAGAGGGACUUGCCAGCACCCAACUGACAUGUUAGAUGGUAUAAGUGAGUCAGCCAUAGGCCAUCGUGCGACCUCAGCAUUGCCAAACAAGGGCUUGGAUAAAACUGAAGAUAAUGCACUCCAGCCUUCUGAAGAUGUAUCAGAGAAAACUACGAGAGGGGAGUUUUCAUUUCGUGAUGAUAGGCUUCACUGGGAUCUUAAUGUUGUGAUGGAUGCAUGGGGUGAUUGUGAUAAAAGUAAGAAUUCUGAACCAUCUGCUGUCAGUGUGGUUGGUGAGGAUUGCACUCAAGAUAUGAAAGUGGCUGGUGAAGCUGGCCAGGAGAAGUUUAGGCUUCAAGACCCAGGAGUUUAUGAUACUGGAUGCCAUGAGGAUGUUCCAAUUCAAUCAGGUAGUUCUGUGGAGUUAUCCAACAUCCAAGGCAAGGCUGUCUCUCGGAGUGAUAACUUGGCUGCAGAUCAUGACAGAGGCAAAGAUUGCUACUUGCUUCAUGGGAGUGAUGAUUUACCCAAUGAGAAGAAUCAGUCAGAAGGCAAUUCAACUGCUUCAUUGGGAACUACAAACAAUGAAUGCCCUUUGCAUCAUCAAGAUAAGAACUACUCCAUUUCAGCAGCAGACCCAGGUGUGUUAACUGGAGAAAGUGCAGGUGCUAGUUUUCUGAAAUUUGGUUCAGCUAUCGAAAUGGAAUCUUUUGUAAGUUCACAUCCUGAUAAUAAUGUGAACAUCAAUGGUGCCAUUCAUGCAUGCGAUCCACUACCAACAAAGGAGGAAAGUCUGAACGAAGUAGCCCUUGAGAAAACAAUCUCUGCAGCUUCAUUAGUGGAUAUUGAUCACCACUCUGCUGACACCAACCCCACUACUAAUGUGGUCAAAGCCACAAAUAUAAGGAGCCCUUCUGCCGAGAACAAUGUACCUUCAUGCACCAAUGGUCCAGGGGAUGCUAAGACUGAUGAGUGUCCUGGGGUUGGUCAUGGUGUUGAUGAGUCUUCACAUAUAUUGGUUGAUGGAAAUAUGGGCAAAACUACGCCGGCUGUAUCUGAAAUUGCACUUACUGAAGAUUUAGAUCAAACUGUUUGUGCUGAUGCAUUCAAAGGUACAAGUCCUCACCCUUCUGAUUCACAUUCUAUCGUAUCUCAUUCAGUAGUCAAUCUUGAUGAAGUGUCAUCUGGAAGUGCUGAUAUGGAUAUCGAAGACAGUUCAUGUCCUGUGCUGGAUUAUGACAAGUUGGAUUUGUCUAAAACAGAUGAUCCUGUUCAAACUGGCUCUGAAUAUUUAAGAUGUACUUCCACAAGCAUGCCUGUUGGAAUGGCUUUGGCAGUUCAAGCAGAAGGCCCUUCAAGUUCUCUGGCGGCAAAUACUAGUUUUGCUGAUGAUGUAAACUGUACUCAUAAUGUAGCUUUGGAAAAUCAUGUUGAUGUUGACUACGAUCCAGAUGCAUCACAAACUGAUGAUGACCAUCCUGUUGGAAUAGAAAAAGUUGAUUUUCUGGGGGAUGAUGCCUCGCCAUAUGAGGAUGGUGAAUUCCGGGAAUCUGUUCUUAAUAGCUGGGGUGCAGAUGGGGAAACUGAAAGUGCGGAUUAUGCAUCCAACCACAGAGAGCAUAAUGCCUUUGAAGCUGCUUCUGUUCAUCCUCGAUUUAACAUUUCUGGAUGCGAGAAUGGACGGAUGUUGGGGGUCAAUGAUGAUAGUCAGAUUGAAAAAAAAGUGGAUAAGAAGUUUACUCAAUCCGCCGUGAGUUGUUUUUCAUUGACAGACUCUUUGGAGGCUGAAGUUGGUAAGAAAUGCCAUCAAAAGGUUUUGAAAGGAGCUUCUGCGAACUGUUUGAGCACAGAGGAUGGCAGUGGAAAGGUUGUUGGUAAGACAGAUACUUCAGCUUCUGGUUCAGUUUGUCAUAAGAAUAGCAGGGAAUGUGAACUUCUUGCAGAAGGAGAUGGAGCAUAUUUGAAAAUGAGGUCCACAGGGUGGGAUAGGUUGCCUGAUGGUUGUGGAUAUAGAGAUGGAAUUCUGGACUCCGUUGGUAAUUGUCUUUAUCAAAAUCAUACUAUAGAUUCUGGUGGUGCUUCCAAGGCUGGUGAAUCUUUGAGACAGUUGGCGGGAGCAUCCUUGAGGAAGAAUUUGCCCUCACAGAUUGAUAAGCCUAAGUCCUCUGAUGUAUCAUACAAUAAGAAUAAUUCCUACUUGAGAGCAAGCAGAGUCAGUGACCACUGCAGUCCAGCAUUAAAAGGUGAAAGGGAUGCUGAUGAUCAUAGAUCAGUUGGAAGAAGUGAAUCACCUCUAAAUAGAUACAGCCGAGGUAGAGGGCAUCGUUGGGUGGAUGGCCAUAAUCACAGGAGUCAGUAUGGUCCAGCUGGUUUCACCCACUCUAGUUCAAAGAAUGCAGCUGCAGCUGCUGUUGCUAAGGUAGAAAGUAAUGGCUUUGUGGUCGCACCUGAUGGAACACUUGUCAAAGCUGGAGGACUGGGGCCUUCUCAUAGAGUUCUCAGACAUUCUGCAAAUGCUUCUUCGCAAAAUACAUAUAGAUCCUUGGGAAGGCGGUCACCAGUGGAAACAGAUAGAUCAUAUUGCAUGCCGUUAAGUUAUGGAAACUCAAGAGAGAGUCCUGACCGGCACAUUAGUUCUGGGCGAGGCAGGGCCCAUCCAUAUGGUCCUCAAAUGCAGAGACCUGAUUACAGGAAGAGUUUUGAUCAGCUAGAUGAUGACAUAAAUUCAUCAUUAUCAGUGCACCGCCCAUUAUCUAGGAGAGAACACAGCUUUUCUCCUCAGGAAAGACCUCCACAUAUGUUGCGGUCCCGCACAGGAUCUCCUUCAAGAUCUAGAACUCGUUCUCCACAUAAUUGGACAUCUUCCAGAAGGAGUGAAAACAGACGGCAUGGUGGUCCCAGUUCAAAUCUUCUUAACAGAUCUCAGAAUUUCAAGUCUCAAGACAGGCUGGUGAGAGUGAAGUCACCCCAACAGGGAUCAGGUUUUAGGGAUCACAUUUCCCCAAUUUCCAGAGAUCAUACUUCAAUACCUCAUUCAUCUAGAUGGAUGAAUGAAAGAAAGGAUUUACUGGACUUUAGGGAACAUGGAUACAAACAAUCUUCAGAGAGGAGCCCACCAAGAAGAUUAUUCUCACGAAGCCAUAGAGGAGAUCAAAGUGGUUCUCCACGAAGACUGAAACAGGAAGAGUACCAUCAACCAGUGCUGUCAGGCAGGUUUGCUGAAUUUGUUGGUCCUAAUAGGAGUUCUAGGCGCGAUGGGGACCGUGAUGAUAGGAGAGGAAAUGUUAACAGAUACGAAAUGAUUCAUUCUGUGAGACAGUAUGAUAAUGGUGUUAGUACAAGGCAAUUCCACUAUGAUUUCGAAGGUGGUUUCAGGGUACACCCUAGAUCAAAAGUUUCUUCAAAAUUUGAACAAAGAGGGAAUUCAAGAGAUUUUGACAGGGAAGUGGAGUGCCAACUUGGAGAUUCAGCUCGGAUCACCACAGAGAAGAAGGGCCAUUUUAGAUAUGCUAGAGAUGGAAAUCAUACUGACAAUGAUAAGUUGCAUGACAUCCAACAAUGCCCUGAAGAGAUGGACCAACGGAUGGGAAGAAAUUCGUGACAUGAUUUAUGUGGGUGCUUAUCUGAACCAGUCUUUCGUCUAUUAGAGAAUGAUAUCUCUAUCUACAGAGUAAAUACCUUCUUACUUCUAGCUCUUGUAAAAAUUCUCAACAUCAGUUCGAUUUAGAGUUUUUGUUUUGAGUUGAUUCUGAUUUUCUUAGCCCCGUCUGACCUAAUUUAUUUAGGCCCAUUUUGAUUGUGAUUUUUUUUUGCUGUAUGAGGGCUAUUUUAACAUGAUCCUUCAGAAAAAUACCAAUUACUUGUGACUUGCAUACAUUUUUUCCCCAUUCUUGAGGUCAUGCAUUAAUUUUGUUUGAAGAGUGUUCAUUUGUGUUCUACCUUCUUUGGUGAUAAACUUUUGUAACAAUGGCUUACAACUUGUAUCAGUCAUCACAUAGUAAAUGAUCAUAUGUUGGCUCGUA
Molecule: messenger RNA, 5341 nt
Organism: Dioscorea cayenensis subsp. rotundata (Guinea yam)
Lineage: Eukaryota; Viridiplantae; Streptophyta; Magnoliopsida; Dioscoreales; Dioscoreaceae
Exons: 6
Coding region: 538-4920 (1460 amino acids)
Source: RefSeq, a predicted model, not a curated record